AUGGGUCAAGACGAAGCCCGUUCUGGCGAUGGAAUCGAUCCAGUGGGCGAACCGCACCCAGCGGUCGAGAUGAGUAACUUCAAUACCAAACAGGACAUCUCUCACGUAGAGCGAGUCUUGUCGCCAGAUGAUGAAUUGCAGAAAGAAGACAUGGACUUUUCCAGGGUGGAUAAGGAAAUCCAGAUGUAUGCCUCUCGGGGGCAAGUGGAAGUCGACGAGGCCACCAACAAACGUCUAAAGCGCAUGAUUGAUCGUCGCGUAUUGUUGAUCAUGAUCGGCACAUACUUCCUACAGGCCUUGGAUAAGGGAACAAUGUCUUUCUCGUCUAUUAUGGGUAUUAAGAAAGACGCCCAUCUAGAAGAUGGACAGAAGUACUCGUGGCUCACGACUUGUAUCUACAUUGCAGUCUUGACGGUCGAAUAUCCUACCAACUGGAUCAUUCAACGAGUCCCGAUCGCCAAAUACUUGGGUAUAAACAUCUGCCUUUGGGGAAUGACCUUGGCAAUGCAUGCUGCCUGUCACAACUUUGCCGGUUUGGCCACUGUGCGAACUUUGUUGGGUAUCUUUGAAGCGUGUUGUCAACCUACCUUUGUGCUUCUAUCGUCGAUGUGGUAUAAGAGAGAGGAGCAAGCUGCCACGGUUACGUAUUGGUACAUGAUGAAUGGUGCUCAGCAGGUUGUCGGUGGUUUGCUAGCCUAUUGUUUUACUCUAAUUGGAGGCGAUAAAGUUAUCAAAUCCUGGCAGGCGUUGUUCCUCACAUAUGGGGUCCUGUCUGUGUUCUGGGGUCUCUUUGUCAUUUGGUACAUGCCCGACUCUCCUAUGCGUGCCAAAUGCUUCAGCGAAGAAGAUAAACAUUUAAUGGUUGAGCGCCUCAGAUCCAACCAGACAGGUAUUCAGAACAGGCAGUUCCGCUCCUAUCAAGUAUGGGAGGCGCUAAGCGAUCCUCAAACCUGGUGCUACUGUUCCAUCCAGAUCUUUACCACCCUCCCAACGAGCGGUCUGGGUGCAUUUGCAGGUAUCAUUAUGACUGGCUUCAAAUUUACCACUCUGCAAAGCCAGCUGCUUGCUAUGGUACUAGGCUUUUAUAUCAUUAUCAUUCUGUUGACAUCUGCCUGGCUCGUGAAGAAGUACAAUCAGAAUUUGCUCGUUAUGCUUGGAUUUGUCGUUCCAUCAUAUGUUGGAACAAUUGUGCUGAUGACUGUUGCAAACACUACAUUAGCUACAAAGGUGGGACUAUUAUUCAGCUACUACAUCACGCUGUCUUUCUGGUCCGCUCAAACCCUCUGUCUCUCCAUGGUGUCUCGAAAUAUUGCAGGGCAGACGAAGAAAGCGACCGUAGUAGCUGCUACUUUUAUUUCAUGGGCUGCAGGCAAUGCGAUUGGCCCUCAGGUGUUUUUGGAUUGGGAUGCGCCCCGCUAUCAUAUUGCCUGGAGUGUACACCUUGCUUGCUACGCCUGCAUGACUGCGGCUGUUAUCUUCUUGCGCUUCCAUCUCAUUCGCCAGAACAAGAAGAAGGAUGAGAUACUUGCUGCUGCGGGUGUCACGACUGCCGAUCCCAACUUGGUUCACGCUUUUGAGGACAAGACCGACCGGGAAAACAUCAACUUCCGAUAUGUUUAUUAG
This is a messenger RNA of Penicillium verhagenii, 1623 nucleotides long. RefSeq lists its product as uncharacterized. The transcript is spliced from 5 exons. Gene Ontology annotation, cellular component: membrane. Gene Ontology annotation, biological process: transmembrane transport. Gene Ontology annotation, molecular function: transmembrane transporter activity. Bases 1 to 1623 code for a protein of 540 amino acids. The record is from RefSeq and is a predicted model, not a curated record. Lineage: Eukaryota; Fungi; Ascomycota; Eurotiomycetes; Eurotiales; Aspergillaceae.